This is a messenger RNA of Cylicocyclus nassatus, 318 nucleotides long. The record is from the annotation of a GenBank genome assembly. NCBI's taxonomy places the organism in Eukaryota, Metazoa, Nematoda, Chromadorea, Rhabditida, Strongylidae.
AUGCGCUGCGUUAUGGCUUUCUUUACGAUUUGGGCAAUCCUUGCUACUAUCACUGAUUAUAUUCUGGAUACAUAUUACAAGGAUAAAGUAUAUGGUACAGGAAUGCGCGUGUUUCUUGCCUAUUCGAUAUAUACUAACGGCUCCGAACUUAUGGGCGUGAAUCCUUAUAAGAAAGGGACCAUCAAAUCAUUAGCAUCAAUUCGAUUUCUCUCAAUGACAUGGGUUGUAGCAGGUCAUGUACUUAUGGAUGCUACAGCCAGCGAUACACUAGGAGCCUUAUUGAUAAUAUUUAACCCUUUCUAUCAACUACGAUCUUAA